Messenger RNA from Pogoniulus pusillus (Red-fronted tinkerbird), 412 nucleotides. RefSeq names its product interleukin-8. The record is from RefSeq and is a predicted model, not a curated record. Lineage: Eukaryota; Metazoa; Chordata; Aves; Piciformes; Lybiidae. Gene Ontology annotation, cellular component: extracellular region. Gene Ontology annotation, molecular function: chemokine activity. The transcript is spliced from 4 exons. Gene Ontology annotation, biological process: immune response; defense response; chemotaxis. The coding region runs from base 101 to 412 and encodes 103 amino acids.
AUGGAUCCCCUCAGAUGGGCACCAGCAACCCUCCAGGACAAGAGGCCACUGCUCCACAGCACCACAGCUGCUCACUCCACAGCAACCUCCUCUCUCAACCAUGAACGGCAAAGUCGUGGCUGUCCUGGCUCUCCUCCUCGUCUCAGCAGCGCUGUCUGAAGGCCGGGCGCUGGCAAGGAUGGCAACCGAGCUGCGGUGCCAGUGCAUCGCCACUCAUUCAAGGUUCAUCCCUCCCAAAUCCAUCCAGGAUGUGAAGCUAACACAGAGUGGCCCUCACUGCAAGAACGUGGAAGUCAUAGCUACUCUGAAGGAUGGCAAAGAGGUGUGCUUGGAGCCCACUGCUCCCUGGGUACAGCUGAUCAUCAAGGCCAUUUUGUCCAAGGCCCAACUCAACUCCGACUCCCCUCUCUAA